Messenger RNA from Ficedula albicollis (Collared flycatcher), 1704 nucleotides. It is a transcript of the gene POLR1D, whose product is annotated as polymerase (RNA) I subunit D. The record is from RefSeq and is a predicted model, not a curated record. NCBI's taxonomy places the organism in Eukaryota, Metazoa, Chordata, Aves, Passeriformes, Muscicapidae. The transcript has 3 exons. Bases 59 to 502 code for a protein of 147 amino acids.
GAAGGCUGUGGAAGAGUUACUUAAAGAGGCAAAACGUGGGAGAACCAGAGCUGAAACAAUGGGAGCUAUGGGUUGCCCUUUGUCAGAGGAGUCCUGGAGAAGAGAUGCACAAACCCUGGAGACAUCUAGUGUAAGGCCAGCAGUCCUGCAUUGGCACUGGAAAGUUGAAGCAGCUCAGCCUAUGAAGAAAAGAUUUGUUCUGCCAUCUGUCUUUGGGUUGAAAUGUCCUCUUGCUGGUACAAAUAAAAGAUUUCUUAUUAACACCAUCAAAAACACGUUGCCAUCUCAAAAAGAACAAGACCAAGAGCGUGAGCAAAAGGAAGAUGAUAAGGAGUCUGAGCCAAACAAAAGCAGGAAAGAAGAAAAACCAAAGAAGCGCAGAAUUCACCCGUAUACACCCAGCUUUCAGUCCAGAAGGAGAGUCAGCUACUCUCCUCCAAGGCACCAAAGCAGGAGCCACCACACAAAGGAUAAACAUGAAAAGCGAUCAAGCAAGCGAUGAGGAGAGUGACAAGUAUGUGUUGUUACAAGUCAGGAAUGUCAUUAAGUGUAGGAAAGCAGGAGUGUCGCAGUUUUGCAAGAAGAGUUGAUGUUCAAACUUGAGUUUUGAACCAAGUUGCCUGUGUGAGAAGUAACCUAGAAGUAGCUUUAGAAACUUUUCUUUGGGACCUUUAAGAGAAAAGCAAAGUACAGCAUAAAACUUUCAGUUGUUUUAGAACAGACAUUCCCUUUACUCCAUUCCUCUCUCCCCUUCUGACUAAGCUUAGGAUCUUGGUGUUGGAGCGUGAUAUGUGUGUCACUGUCUAAUACAAAUCAUUUAGUCAUGUCACUCUUUUGGAAAUAAACUUAAAUUAAGCAGAAUUCUAUUUAUUGUGUGGAGUUUGCAGAACUUCUUUGCUGCUAACCAAUAAAGAAGUUUUGCUUAUGUGGGUUAGAAUCUAGAAGAAGAAAAAGCUGGUCAGUGCCUGACCAAGCAUAUGCAUUUUGUAUAGAAUAUAAGAGAUUACUUUCUUUAAUAUAAACAGAACAAAUUUAAAAUGGGCAAUGCUAGGUUUGCUUUCCAGAAGGGACUGCUGGAAAAUAUUGUUUUUGCUUGUUAAUGUAUAUUCACAAACCUAUCAUGGAUAACAAAAGACGUAACCUCUAAAAAGCUGCAACUGCAAUAAUUAUCUCUGUUUAGACUCCCCUCUGUAAGGAAGUAGUUGGAACAGUCUGUUGUCACGGUGCUUUCAAAACAAACCCCGAAGACAAAAUUUUCAUGUUUUCUUUCUACUGUUAAAAAGUUUCCAAGAUAAUAUGUAAUACUAGAAAUACAGAGGUGAUGCUUAAACUGUCCAAUGCUCACUUUCCAAGGCUUUGUGACAAUUCUAUCGUGGUACAGUUCUUAAACUUGUGACUGUGAGCACAAAUGAUACACAUUGGCAUCUUCUAUGUCUCACUUCUGUUUGUGUUACAUUAACAAACUUCUUUGUGAAAUAUUUUGUAUUUUACUGUUCUCGGAAAUAAUUGUUUUCGACAUAGGUUUGUUUUCGAGUGUGUUGACAAUAAAAUGGAAAAUGUUCAUGAAGGUGCCCUGUGGAAUUGCUGCUUUUAAGGGGUUUCUUAGCUGAGACGCGCCUCUCCGAGGGAAGGAGGAGCGGGGCUCCGUGGCCCGUCCGUGCCGACUCAGAGCAAGAGUGCCACCUGUGGGCGUGUGAGCGCCUG